CCUCAACGUUUCAUUGAAAAAUUGACCUCAUUGUUUCAAUAAAGGCAAGAAGUUUACUCUAGGCACAUUUCUGAAACAAAGAUUGCUCUGAAUAGAUUCAUAAGGAAGUACAAAUGUUGGAACAACCCAUUGGAAGUCAACUAUUUUGUGCAGACUAGGGGAACAAUAGAUUGUAUUUUUCACGUUUUAUGGGAAUGAGUAAAAAUAGAUAGAAAAAGAAACCUAAUGUUGAGAGUCCUUCUUCAUUCCUUGUUUUCCAAUAUUGGUUCAGAAUUGGAGAAAUUAUCGAUAUCACAUUCUGUCCGUACUCUGGUUUUAUCAGGGGAAGUAAAACUCCAAGAAGUUAUUGAACACCAAGUAAAACAUCUUUGCACAUAG
This is a messenger RNA of Moneuplotes crassus, 378 nucleotides long. Lineage: Eukaryota; Ciliophora; Spirotrichea; Euplotida; Euplotidae. The record is from the annotation of a GenBank genome assembly.